AUGUGCGGCUUUUAGCGGCUGCCGACCGCUUGAAGAUGGCACUGCUCUGCAAUGCGUGCCCACCGGCGAUGGCCGACGUCUUUGAAACCUGGCGCGCCGACGAACCUGCAUGGGACUAUGCAUACGUGCGGCGUCAGCUUGUCGAGCACUGGGCCAAGAAUCGUCCCUUGGUCGGAGAUGCCAGUCCGCCAGCAUUGGUCGCCGAUGUCCCACCCGUGGAGGCGCCGCCAGCGGUGGUCGAACGUGCGUCGGAGGCGUCGGCUGCGAACGAGCCGGCAGCCGAUGAGAAUCUGGAUGUACAGAUUCGAGCGUUGGCCCGCGACUUGGCACUGGCAUCACACGAAGCAGACCGUCCAAGCACCGCCGCCGCCGAAGCCACCGCGCGUGACGUUGACACGACGGACGCUGUCAUGGAGCUGGCGAUCGAUGACGACGUCGACGCUGCACCGGCAAGCACAAGCACAAGCUCGACCAAUGGCCGGCGUGAAAAGCGCGGUCCCGAUGCGACUGAUGAAUCACAGGACAGCGCGAGUCAACAAGGACACAAGCGGCCCAAACCCGCAUCGACGCCCAUAGUGCCCCAACAGGCUGUCGGACGGCCGCAAGAAUACACUGGCACAAGAAUAUCGCCACGACAACACCUCAUUGCAUUGCGCGUGUUGCAUCCGUCGCCAGCAGCGUCUUCGCCCGACGUGGUUGAUAGCAACUCGGACAUAGCCAAGGAUACGGGAGGAGGCACGUGGCGCUUCACAGAGGAAGAAGUCGCGUUCUUGUGUGAAGCGCGCCAACUACCAAGUCGCCCGUUUCGCGCCAUCUACAGUCUUGGGCGUGAUCGGGGCCUCUUCCUCACCCGACCGCUCCGUUCAGUACAGGCCAAGUAUUCCCGCAUGAAAAAGGUUGCGACGGCCACCGUCUCGUCGACUUCAGUUGAUGCUACGCCAGGUAAUAAGAACAAAUAGCAUGUGCCCAUUUUGAAUCGAAUUGGCUUUGGC
This is a messenger RNA of Saprolegnia diclina VS20, 992 nucleotides long. RefSeq lists its product as hypothetical. The coding region runs from base 36 to 959 and encodes 307 amino acids. Lineage: Eukaryota; Oomycota; Saprolegniomycetes; Saprolegniales; Saprolegniaceae. The transcript is spliced from 6 exons. The record is from RefSeq and is a predicted model, not a curated record.